This is a messenger RNA of Orbicella faveolata, 932 nucleotides long. RefSeq lists its product as uncharacterized. Lineage: Eukaryota; Metazoa; Cnidaria; Anthozoa; Scleractinia; Merulinidae. The record is from RefSeq and is a predicted model, not a curated record.
CAUAUAGAAAACUACCAACAUUGUUAUCUUGCAGAGAAAACUGGAACUCCCCUAAACAGCCAGAAUAAUGAUGCACCUUCCUUUCUGAUGCGAUCACCACUGUCCACUGUAAACCAGAACAUGCAAGUUACAUACUGCAGUGGACCCACAGAUGAGCAGCAGCGAAAAGUGGAAGCAAUAGUCUUCAUGGGGUCUCAAGUCAUCACCACCGCCAUGGUGUGUCUUGAAGCCCUGUUUACAGCCAAAGAGUUAGCUAAUGGCAACACAUCAGGUUCUAAUGGGUACAAGCCACUGGAUGACCUGAAGUUACGAUUCCUGGCCUCAGCGCUCUGCCAGAAGUUUGAUUCACCAGGGUUUCCCGACCAGUGGGAGAAUGCUAAAGUGCAAAAACUGUACUUUGUACACUACAGAAAUGAACAAACUUUUAGUGCACAAAUCUCAUGAAAAAUAAUGAGAACAAUAUGUAACUGAGAAUACUUACCAAGGGAGAGCUUCAUUUAAUUUAAACUUUACAGCGUUGACUGUAACUUUUCGAUCACAGGAUGCGCAUUGUUGGGUGUUGACUCAGUUUUUGUGUGAAAACAGUUAUAACAUUUUCAAAUGAAUCUACAUUUUUCUCUCGAAAGGAAAUUGUAAGAGGAUAAAUUUUAUUAGUAUCUCAGGAAAUGUCUGUUUACAAAUAAACUGGCUUUCAAAAGUUUUUCCAUAUUUUUGCUUACAGUUAGUUCCACACUGGUUAAUUGCAGUUAACAUUUAUUUGUUGGAAAGCACUAUUUUCACUGUAAUGUUUUAGUUUGACUCAUUGAUUGCAUGACUCAUAAAAACUGUAUUCUCAAACUGACCAGUCAUGUGUAAAUUGAAAUCAAGUGAAGAAGCUAGUCCUAAAAGGGGAUAAGUGACGAUUUUGGUUGCUUUUCUUUUUUCUUGCUCAA